Symbiodinium sp. CCMP2456 is the source of this 2382-nucleotide messenger RNA. The record is from the annotation of a GenBank genome assembly. NCBI's taxonomy places the organism in Eukaryota, Dinophyceae, Suessiales, Symbiodiniaceae.
GCCUACUUCCAUAACGCCGGCAUGCACGACUGCCCCCGACCGUGCUUUCCCCAAGAGGAGGAGUGUGUGAAGUUCAGCUCCGCAUACCCAGGCAUGGCCAAAGUUGCCUGGGCCCGCGAUGUGGGCAUGGUGCUGGCCCUAGGUGUAAAGCAUCUUUACUGCGUGAACCAAAGGCUUGAAAGCAGCACGUCCUCAGCACAAACAGUACUUCCAGUUUUUGUCGUGCUUGGUGUCAUGACAGAACGGCUGCGCCGCCAUGCUGCCAGGUUCCACUCAAAGAGGCAGCGGAAGCAUGUGGUGCGGAAAUAUUUCAAAGCCCUGCGCAGCUUUGACACAGCUGCUGCGCAGCAGCAUGCCGCCCAUGUGGCUGGUUGGCUAGCCUAUGGUCCCGAAGACUAUUCUCCGAAUGAGGCCGAGCUUCGGCUGCUGAGCAAGUUUCUGGACAGGCUCGGAACUGGCGUCCUUCCUGCGCGCUUGCAGCAGGUGCUCCCCGAUGUGCUGAGAGUGUUGCAGUCGCCUGGAGUUUCGCGAGCCGAGGAAACAUGGGCGCAGGCUGCGGAUGCUCUGACGAGAAAGCUUCGGAAGUUCCGGUGCUGUCGGCAGGGACCAGCAGAUGGCCGUCGACCUGUGAAUGAAAUCCGAAGUUCAGCUGAGAAAUCCACAGUUCAGCCUAUGGACCAAGAUGUUUCCAAAGGGGACCAGCAGCCUGCCGCCAGAGGCACACAGCCCACUCAGGCACUUUUGCCGGCCCCGUGUGGCUUGCAGCAGCUUUUCCGGAAGAAGGCUGAGUGGACGAACAUGCACAGCACGGAGCGGGCUGAGUGCUUGCUCCGCGCAGAGGCUGUGGUCUUUUCCGAGCAAGACAUUGUUCAGGGAAGGCUGUCCGAGGUCUUGCACCAGGUGGCCGCUGCCUUGGCCCCUCCUCGCAAGGCCACAUGGCAACUUGACCUCCAAGACAACGAGUUAGAGCAGGAUCUGCAAGAGACAUGCCUUGAUAUGUCUGCCUCUUGUGGUGGGCUGCAGCGCCGUGCUCGGAAAUUGCUGCUUAAGGUCUUGCGUGCUUGGCGCACAAGCCAGUUUGAUUGCGGUUGCAUCCGUCACCUCCUGGAGCACGUGAAAAGGCAGAUCGGAUGCUUCGAGGAGAAGUCAAGCCAGCUCUACUUCGCAGCAGCUGCCACCACCUGGCUAGCCAUCCAAAGAGAAGUCGAGCUUUUGCUCGAAAGUGUCGAUGAGUCCGACGGGCUGCCAGUUCGUCAAAGGCAGCCGAGGCGCAGCGAGUCUAAUUGGGUCGGCAACGGUGUGAAGAAGACUGCGAUGCUGACAGCAAUGCAGGAACUCGGUGGAAGGGCAACGUACAAAGAAUUGUUGGAACAUGUGCGGAGGAACCCGCAUGUGUUCGGAAAUGCAGAUCAAGGCACCAUCGAGCGAAGCUUGAGAAGCUUUCGUGCACCGGCAUACUUCGAAGUGCGAGGCAAGGAGAACGGAGAAGACAUUUUCGGCCUGGCCGACCCUUGCCCCAAAGGCGUCCGACGACAGACACGCGGCUUCACUGCGCGGAUGAACGUGGGUGUCUCAUGCUGCGUAGGUGCGUAUGUUGUCAGCUCAAAGCACAGGCAUCAAGUUUGUGUCGCUGACAAGGAAAAGGCGAAGCAUCCGGAGUGGUAUCCUGAGUUGUCCUCUCACUCGUCGGACAAGCAGAUUGCCAGAGCGCUGUACAUGUGCCAACUGCAGACAACAGAAAGCAUGUCACAGCGGGCCUUGGCGUGUGCUGGGGAGGCCGCGCGGAGAGACAUUCCAUUUGCCUCGGUUGCUGUCUCCGCAAUGCAGGAUGACGAGGUGGAAGGGUGUCCAAGUGGCGGAGUCCGAAAGCUGGAUGAAGGGGGCACAACAGGCCGCAACAGAACCACCAACCACAGAGGCACCCACGAUGCCACCAACGGAGCCGCCAACGACGCAAGCGCCCAUCACAACACCUGUGCCCACUCUGCCCCCAACCACAUGGGCACCCACGCCUGCACCGACCACACAGGCACCAACCACACAGGCACCGACGCCUCCACCGACCACCACACCAGCACCAACCACGACAGUGGCAGUGACAUACGCACCCACGCCUGCUCCAACUACGACCACGGAGUCGGGGAAGCAGACACAAAGAACUUGCUUCACAAUCGGGAGCGGACGUGCAUCGAGCUUUGGGUGCCGUUGUCGCUUUGCCACUGCCCGCCGGCCAGUGCUUCACCGAUUGAGGACAUGGGUCCAGACUACAUCGGGGGCAGCAUGACCUGUGACGCUGCCAGCUAUAUGAAGAGGAACGAUGCAGAUGUCCCUGUCUUUGGGACCGUGCCGAAAUUCGCCAGCGUGCGCCUCUCAGUAAUAUAG